This is a messenger RNA of Racocetra persica, 1216 nucleotides long. The record is from the annotation of a GenBank genome assembly. NCBI's taxonomy places the organism in Eukaryota, Fungi, Glomeromycota, Glomeromycetes, Diversisporales, Gigasporaceae.
UAAAGAUGAUAUCGCUCUUCUAGAUGCCCAUCAUUCUGAGGAAAUUUUUGAUAAAUAUAUUAUUCGGGUUGCAGGUAAGAGUUUUAUAGUAAUUGAUCAUCCAUUCGAAGUUUAUGAAUUACCCGAUAUCUAUAAGUACAUUGAUAGAAAUUUGCCUUUCCGCCUAGUUCUAGAUAUUGAUGCGAGGCAGAACUCCGAUCCUAUGAAUCCUGAACUCCCUUCUUUAGAUAGAACAGUGAUAGCUAGAAUGUUAGUGGAAAAAGCAUCUAAGUUGUCUAAACCUGAUAAUUCACCUGUUAGAGUCUGUGCUUAUUAUGGAGAUAUGGAUGGAAAACAACGUCAAAAAGACUUUUCUGAUAUUAAUAUCACUUGGAGUGAGCUUGACUGUAUAGCUUAUACAAAUACAGUGGAGGCAGGAAUAUCAUUUGAGGUUACAGGUCACUUUGAUAUAGUUAUAGCUAUUACAAACAUCACUACUCCAGUUCAUAAAAAUUCUAAUAAACUUUUUCACCCACCAGCAAUAAAAAGUCAUCGUGAAUGGGAUAACAAUACCAUUUCUUAUAAAAUUGAUGAAUCUCCGGCUGUAAUAAUAUUUAUUGAAGUUGAGCAUCAGAAACGCCUUUCUGCGAGAUACUUUAUUGAGAAGCUUUGUAGUCUUAUAGCUAGUACCAGCGCUUCUUUCCAACUAAUAAAAAUGGAUAAAAGCCGAGAAGUUAUAGGGAACCGUAAAAGAAUCUAUAAUGAGGUUAGAGUUGAAGUAUUAGUUAUUAAAGAAAUGGAUUUUAAUGCAGUUGCUACUUCUCGAAAUCUUAGCCUUGAAGAAGCUGAAGUUCUUAAAUUCGACCAAGAGUGCUCUAUCGCAGAUACUAUGGCACUUAAACCGAAUAGAUCAGAUAUUUGUAAGAACUUUCCUAUUAGUGUAGAAUCUGUCGUUAGGGGUGGGGUGAGCUUAUUCACUAUCGAAAAAAAUAAACAAUCAUCGCUCCAGAAUUUAAUCCAAAUGAACUAUUCUAGUGAUAACUUGUCUAUGUUGAUAGGAAUAAUUUGGGAGCAUGAAGAGACAAAAGCUUGGAGGAAUAAUAUACUCAUGAAAUUCCUCUAUCACCCGAAUUUAACUCCUUUGAAACAUAGAACAGGCGCUUUAUAUAAUGCAUUUAUCAAGACAAAUACUUUAGAACCGGAACAUAUAUUAGCUCUAAUACGAGCACUUGAUUAA